This is a messenger RNA of Coffea eugenioides, 2338 nucleotides long. RefSeq names its product AAA-ATPase At3g50940-like. Gene Ontology annotation, molecular function: ATP binding; ATP hydrolysis activity. The record is from RefSeq and is a predicted model, not a curated record. Lineage: Eukaryota; Viridiplantae; Streptophyta; Magnoliopsida; Gentianales; Rubiaceae. The transcript has 2 exons. Bases 208 to 1863 code for a protein of 551 amino acids.
CUAUUUCUGCUUAAUUUCCUUGUCAUUCCAGCUUCACAGAUUGGAAACAAAAAAAUUCCAAGAAGAAUUCCACUGAAUCUCAGCGUCAUUCCUCUUGAUUCUUUGUUUAUAUUUUGAAGUACCUGGAACCCUCUUAAGCUCCAUCAAACCCCAUUGAUCUGACUUCCUGAAAACAAUUCCCCAAAGGGCAUACAUUUUUCAACAGCCAUGCCUUCAAACAUCCAAAUACCAUCAACCAAAGCAAUCAUCUCUGCUGCAGCCUCUGUAACUGCCACAGCCAUGCUUAUUAGGUCCUUCGCCAAUGAUAUCAUCCCCCAGGAGUUCAGACACUUGUUCUUCACCAAAGUUCACCAGCUUUUCACAGCAUUCUCCAAUGAAGUCAUCUUAGCCAUCGAUGAAUACGAUGGCCUCGGCCAAAAUCAACUCUUCAAGGCUGUAGAAGUUUACUUGGGAUCCAUUCUAAGUCCGUCCACCAAAAGGCUUCGAGCCACGUUGCCUCAAAAAGAAAAGAAAAUCAACGUUUUCAUGGAAAGCAAUGAAGAACUCACCCAACAAUUUAACGGAAUCCAGCUAAAAUGGAGGAUGGUUCGUGAGCAGAUUCAACCGAGAUACGUUACGAUGCCUGGUGACUACAAUUCAACUAUGAUAUCUGAACACCGGUAUUAUGAAUUAAUCUUUCACAAGAAGCAUAAGGAAAUGGUUAUUGGUGAGUACUUGCCUUAUGUUUUGGAAAGAUCCAAGGAUGUUGAAGUUGAAAAGAAGACACUGAAAUUGUUUAUGUUGGGAAAUGAUCGGAUGAUGGGGCAUAAGGGUAAUCCAUGGCAAUCAGUUAAUCUUGAUCAUCCAGCCACAUUUGACACUUUGGCGAUGGAUACAGAUGAUAAAAAGAUGGUCAUCAAUGAUCUUGAGAACUUUGUCCGAAGGAAAGAGCUUUAUAGGAAAGUUGGGAAGGCAUGGAAAAGAGGGUAUUUGCUGUUUGGGCCACCAGGAACAGGGAAAUCAAGUUUGAUUGCAGCCAUUGCCAAUUAUUUAAAAUUUGAUAUCUAUGACUUGGAGCUCACUGAUAUCAGGACCAACUCUGAUCUGAGAAGGUAUCUGAUUUCAACAGCUAAUCAGUCGAUACUCGUCGUGGAGGACAUUGAUUGCUCGAUUGAGCUCACGAACAACCGGCCAAAAGCAUCAAGGGCACCUGUGCACCCUCACCAAUAUGGUCAAGAAAACAGGGUUACCUUGUCUGGAUUGCUGAACUUCAUUGAUGGACUAUGGUCGAGCUGUGGGGAUGAGCGCAUCAUAGUGUUUACAACUAAUCAUAAAGAUAAGCUAGAUCCAGCUUUAUUGCGCCCUGGUCGUAUGGAUGUGCACAUUUACAUGUCGUAUUGCACCCCGUGCGGUUUCAAAUUGCUUGCUUCCAAUUACCUUGGAAUCAUAGAUCAUCCACUCUUCUUGGUUGUUGAGCAGCUGAUGAAAGUUACAAAGGUGACUCCUGCAGAGGUAGGAGAGCAGUUAUUGAAGAAUGGUGAGCCUGAAACUGCACUAGAAGGCCUGAUUCAGUUCCUUGAGGAAAAAAAGAAAAAUGUUGAAUUUGAAAAUCAUAAAAGUAAUCAACAAGCACCCGAAACUGUAGUUCCCCUUGAGCUCGAAGAAGAAGGUGGAAAUGAGGGAGAGACAAACGUAAUCAGCCUUGAAGCAAUCAAAGAGCUGGUAAAGAUGAAUAAAGUGUCUCCUGAUGAAGUUCAAGUGGUAAAGAAGGAUGAGGCUGAUAUUAUUUUGAGAGGCCUGAUUCAAUUGCUUCUGGAGAAAAAGAAGAUUCAAGUACUGAAAAUAGACUCAGGAUCUUCUGCUGAGAAACUCUCCCUGACCUGAAUUUGAAGGGAAAGGUGGGCAUAAAUGCGGGAGCACCUGAGCAGAGGAGGAUAACAAAAUUCGCAGAUCAUGUCCCCUGGUGCGAAACCAAGCUCAUCAUGUCUCCUGGUGCUAAACUACCUUUGUUUGGAUUGCAGUUUUCUAAGAAAAUAUUUUCACAUUUUUCGCGGACACAUUUUUUGUCGGAAAAAUUGCAAAGAACUGGCAAAUAUUGUAACAAGAAUCGGCUUCAAAUCGUGAUAGAUAUCACUUUCCUUUAGGCUUUAUUUGUCCGGUAUAAAGUGCAAUAACCUUGGACAAAUAUCCUUUAGGAUAAGAUGAAGUUUGUUUGUCUUAAACUCUUGCACAAAGCAAGACAAACCCUUGGUGAACUAAGGAGUGCUUUUUGAGAGAGUAUAGAAUAGUAGGAAAGUGAUUUUCUGCAGCAAACCACUCUCUACUUGACCUCUUUAUAUAGGAAGAUUGUUUGGGAAAC